AGCCGAUCAAAUACAGGGAGGAGAAGAAGAAAAUUCGCACUAAAUGUGCAUGUUUUGCAGGACAGCGGGGAGGACGUCAUCCAUUGAGUCACUUUAGCUGCAUAAUUGCGGCGCAAAGCUGGAGGAUUAAGACCGCCGGGAGUCACGACUCUUUCCGUACAUCGACCUCCAUGAGACACCGAGGCUAGCCGCGCCUAGCUCGCCCAGCGCAGAGAGCCACCUCGCGGCUCACAUGCAGUGAGUUCCUCCCCCCCCCCCCCCCGACUGGGGGGUUCGAUCGAGACGAUGGCGGACCGGAACGCGCCGCCGCGGGACGGUUCUCCCCCGCAGCGCUGCGGCGGGGUGAGUCCGUCGGAGGAGAACGGACAGGCGGACAGCGCCGACGAGACGCUCUCGCCGACCUCCGUCAUCUAUUUCAAGGAGGCUCUGAGCUCCGUCGGCUUCGGGAAGGCGGUGUCGCUGCCGCCCUCGUCGCCUGUCAAGUAUGACUUCCACAUCGAGAGGAUGGACCCGAAACGCAAAAAUCCUAAAGACCCCAUCACCAUCGAGCGCCUCAACCUGAUGAACAUGGCCAAGCUGAGCAUCAAGGGCCUGAUCGAGUCGGCGCUCAACCUCGGGCGCACGCUGGACUCGGACUACGCGCCCCUGCAGCAGUUUUUCGUGGUGAUGGAGCACUGCCUGAAACACGGUUUGAAAACCAAGAAAACCUUCCUGGGCCAGAACAAGUCCUUUUGGGGAGCCUUAGAGCUGGUGGAGAAGCUGACACCCGAGGCUGGGGAGAUCACCGCCAGUGUGAAAGACCUGCCUGGCCUCAAAACCCCUUUAGGAAGAGGCCGGGCCUGGUUACGACUUGCCUUGAUGCAGAAGAAGCUCUCCGACUACAUGAAGACCAUCAUCAACAGGAAGGACCUGCUCAGUGAAUUCUAUGAGCCCAACGCACUGAUGAUGGAGGAGGAGGGCGCCGUUAUCGCCGGGCUGCUCGUGGGGCUCAACGUCAUUGACGCCAACCUGUGUAUGAAAGGAGAAGACCUGGACUCGCAGGUGGGAGUGAUUGAUUUCUCAAUGUACCUGAAAGACGGCGGACACAGCAGCAAGAGUGCAGAAGGUGACGGUCAGAUCACAGCCAUUCUGGACCAGAAGAAUUACGUGGAGGAGCUCAACAGACAUUUGAGUGCUUCAGUAAAUAACCUCCAGGCCAAAGUGGACGCUCUAGAGAAGUCCAACACGAAGCUAACAGAAGAGCUGGCGGUGGCCAACAACAGGAUCAUCACGCUACAAGAAGACGUGGAGCGAGUGAAGGAAGAGAGCUCGUAUCAGCUGGAGUCCAACAGGAAGGCGUUGCGAAGCGACUCCGCAUCAGACGGUCCAGCACUGGGUGAGACACGCAAGCAGCUCAAGGAGGAAACGCUCCUUCGACUGGACGUGGAGAAGGAGCUGGAGGUGCAGAUCGGCAUGAAGCAGGAGAUGGAGCUCUCCAUGAAGAUGCUGGAGAAGGACGUCUGCGACAAGCAGGACGCGCUGGUGGAGCUCCGGCAGCAGCUGGAAGACCUUCGCGUCAUCAACCAGCAGCUCAGCCACAAGUCACAGAGCGCCGACGCCAGCUCCAAGCAGAAGAGCGACGUCAUCGCUCGGCUGGAGGACAAAAUCAACCAGAUGUCAGGCACCGUCAAACAGAUGGAGAGCAGAUGUAAGCAGGCCGAGCGGGACAAGGAGGCGGCGCUGGAGGCCAACCGCCUCUUCAAGCGGGAGUUUGGAGACAAGAUAGAGAGCCUGCAAGCGGAGGUGGAGCAGCUCCGAAGAUACAGGUCCAAUCUGGAGGCGGAGCUGAGGAGGGAGCGAGAGCGCCCCCCGCAGGCUGGACGUCCCAACACGCCGCACGGGGAGGGGAAGCAACCUGAGCACAUCCCUAAACCCGACCGGGCGUCUCCAUCGAGGACGGAGGAGAACGUUGUUGUCGUCACAACGGAGGACAAGACCAGCCUGAGCUCCAACUUGUCCUUGUGUCUCUCUGAGGAUGAAGAGGAUGACUCUUUUGUGGAGAUCAGCCAACCUUCCAUCUGUGACUUGUGCCAGCUGGACGACUCUCUUAUCAAGACAAAGAAGCAGUGCAAGAACUGCAGCGGCGUCUUCUGCGAGAGCUGCGUGUCCAACCAGCUGCCGCUGCCGUCCUCCAUCUUGCCGGAGGUGGUGUGCAGCGCCUGUUUCGCCCUCUUGCUGCAGCAGUACGCCGCCACGCCCUCCUGAAACACGGACACGCCUCCUCUCCCACUGGAACUGCAAGGUGCACUUUUUCUUUUUGGAAGACUCCUCCAAAGAUCUCCUCACAUUUCACUUAUAUAUAGAUCUAUACUGUAUAUACACACAGUGUAGAUAUAUAUAUAUAUAUAUAUAUGCUUACUGCUACCAAAGAUGUUUUUAACCGUAAUUGUUUUUAACAAAAGGAAGAGCUGGAUUCGUGUUCUAGUAAAACGUGCAACAAUUUGACAUACACAAUACAUAAAAAAUAAUUUUAUUAUUAAGGAAAUACAUAGUGAUGGAUGUACAUAUCUAAAUGUGAAAAUACAGUUUUCAUCAAUGCUAUAUAAUCCAUGUUAGUAGAAAUACGUCUCUACUUGAUUACAACAGCUGAUUUAUUGAUCGUACGUUAUCGAUGUCUGUUCUUGCAGCAAUGACUUCAUUCAUAUCCCGUAGACAUGUUUCUUUAAUAAACCUGCUGGAGUUUGUUUUUUUUUUAGCCUA
This is a messenger RNA of Nerophis ophidion (straightnose pipefish), 2739 nucleotides long. It is a transcript of the gene rufy3, whose product is annotated as RUN and FYVE domain containing 3. Gene Ontology annotation, molecular function: metal ion binding. The transcript is spliced from 18 exons. Bases 286 to 2244 code for a protein of 652 amino acids. Lineage: Eukaryota; Metazoa; Chordata; Actinopteri; Syngnathiformes; Syngnathidae. Gene Ontology annotation, biological process: regulation of axonogenesis. Gene Ontology annotation, cellular component: cytoplasm. The record is from RefSeq and is a predicted model, not a curated record.